AUGAUUAUCGAAGAACCUAUUGUACAGAUCUUGAAUGUGAUUCUAACUGGAAAUGGUGCUGUUUUUUUCCUAUUCGAUACAAGUGAUUGUUCUCAUUUACAAGUUGAUAGAUAUCAUGCAAGUCUUCUUAAAUUAAAUGAUCUUGAAACAACACCACUUUAUACUCCUCAAAAUCGAAUACUAUCUCAAACAGAUACUGCUUUAAUUCGAUCAGCAUCACCAGACGAUAAUGGUACUGAUUCAACAAUAUCCUUAGCUAAAGAUGCAACAAUUUCACGUUGUCGUGAUUCAAUAAUAUCAAAUGGAAUUUCUACAUCGCAAUCAACUCGUAGUUUUUUAUCACUAGAUAAUCCACAUGCAUAUGUUUCAUUGACUCUUACAUUUACAGCCGCUGACGAAACCAAAAUGACUUCAUUCCUGAAACUAAUUUCGACUGACAAUAUUUCACCUGUACUAUAUGAUGAUAUAGAAACUCGUAAAAAUAGUGCUCGUCUUUCACUUGAAGUUGUACUGGAAAUGAACGAAUUUAAUAUAUCCAACAAUCGAUCUAAUUUUGAACCAUCAUUAUCUAUUUCUCAUUAUCCACAUGUAGUUCAACCUAAUAAAAAAAUAUUCAAUUUACUUCUAGCUUAUUUAUAUUAUAUUCAAUUAAUUUUUGUGUGGUUUGAAGUCCUGUCUGUCGUAAUAACAAUUUCAGUUUGA
This is a messenger RNA of Adineta steineri, 702 nucleotides long. The record is from the annotation of a GenBank genome assembly. NCBI's taxonomy places the organism in Eukaryota, Metazoa, Rotifera, Eurotatoria, Adinetida, Adinetidae.